Messenger RNA from Zingiber officinale, 921 nucleotides. Its product is annotated as F-box protein At5g67140-like. The transcript is spliced from 5 exons. The record is from RefSeq and is a predicted model, not a curated record. Gene Ontology annotation, molecular function: protein binding. NCBI's taxonomy places the organism in Eukaryota, Viridiplantae, Streptophyta, Magnoliopsida, Zingiberales, Zingiberaceae. Gene Ontology annotation, cellular component: SCF ubiquitin ligase complex. Gene Ontology annotation, biological process: SCF-dependent proteasomal ubiquitin-dependent protein catabolic process. Bases 107 to 787 code for a protein of 226 amino acids.
GACGUCACGCCGUUUGUUAAGAUGACCGGCUGAUGGGCGCGUAGCGUCGAACAACUCCGCCGCAUCCUCUCCUCCCCGCCGCGCUUUUAACCCCGAGGCGGUGGGGAUGGAGGCGGAGAUGGAGACGGGGUCCGAGAUAGAGUGGUUGCCCGUGGACCUCCUCGCCUACAUCUUCUCGCUCGCCCUCUCCUUUAGGGAUUUGGCUCGGGCGAGCGGAGUUUGUCGGAAGUGGCGGCGUGGGGUGGCGGAGUCGCUUGCGAGGAAGGAGCGGCUCAGCUUCGCUGGGUGGAAGGUGGAUGACGAGUCCGCCUCCAGGGUCGUGCAGGCUUCCUACAAUAUAAAGGAGCUGGAUAUUUCCAGGAGUUGCUGGGGUUGCCAGAUAACUGACGAAGGGCUGCAUAAGAUUUCACAAACAAAAUGCGUUGGUAAUCUAUUAUCCAUAUCAAUGUGGGGCAUGACCGGAAUCACCGAUAAAGGAGUAAUUCAAUUGGUGACGAGAGCUAAUUCCUUACAGCACCUGAAUGUUGGGGGUACAUUUAUUACAAAUGAAUCUUUGUAUGCAGUUGCCAAUAGUUGUCCACAUGUCAAGACUAUCGUUCUAUGGAGCUGCCGCCAUGUCACGGAGCAGGGCCUCACCAUGCUCGUCAAGAAGUGUCGGAAGCUCGAAUCGAUCAAUGUUUGGGGCAUGAGGCUGUCUGUAGAUUGCUUUGUGAGCUUGCUUGCCAUCAGCCCUGCUUUGAAGAUAAAACCUAUUACCCAGCAACUUGGUGUUUGGCCAGUGGCAUAAGCAACUUGAUUGACGUUGCACUAUUUGUUUUCUUCGCAAGUGUGCAUAAGUAAUGAUUUUUCUGUUCAUAAAUAAAUUGCCUUAAUUGUGUAUAGACAAAGAAAUAUAAUGAUAUUGUUCUUGUAAAUCCUAAA